AACCCAGCCAAGAUCAUGUUCCGAGUUCUCAACGCAGGCUUCCAACAUACGAAACUCCAUUACCGGCAACCAGACUUAAUAUGCCACGAAAGGGAGGCAAAGCCGCGAAACUGUGGUCGCUUCACCCAAAGCUUCAUGAUGACGUGGCACGGUUGUUAGACGAGGAAGGGCUUCAACUAGACUUCUUUGACGUCGACGAUGAAGAUACCAACAUUGAGGAACGGGACACGAAUGUUAUGGGUCGAUUCGUAUGUCGAAAUCGCGGUUGUUGUUCCAGCGGUUGGUCGAGCAAAAAGAUUGCGAUUACAAUUCGCAUGUACUCCCAACAGCGAUAUAAUGCGCGAGUGUAUCAUCAGCGAUGCAGAAAUUGCAGAGCCGUUGGUCGACUGAUCCUAGAUUCUGAGUGCUAUGCGGAAAGAGUGACAUAUUGGCUCAAGAAAUGGAAUGGACUUGAGGUACAGCGACCAAAUUCUUCUGGCCAAAGCAAAGGUCCGCACGAUAGUGAACUGUGUGAAGGGUGUAGAGUUGGCCAUUGU
Molecule: messenger RNA, 536 nt
Organism: Aspergillus homomorphus CBS 101889
Lineage: Eukaryota; Fungi; Ascomycota; Eurotiomycetes; Eurotiales; Aspergillaceae
Product: 3CxxC-type zinc finger protein
Exons: 1
Source: RefSeq, a predicted model, not a curated record